Messenger RNA from Gopherus evgoodei (Goodes thornscrub tortoise), 465 nucleotides. RefSeq names its product regulator of G protein signaling 21 (gene RGS21). The record is from RefSeq and is a predicted model, not a curated record. The transcript has 4 exons. The coding region runs from base 1 to 465 and encodes 154 amino acids. Lineage: Eukaryota; Metazoa; Chordata; Testudines; Testudinidae.
AUGGUGCAGUGCUGUAGAUGUUGUUUCCACAGGUCAACCCCUAGGGAAACAAUGGCAUGGUCUGAGUCGGUGGACACGCUACUAGCAAAUAAAGACGGCUUGGCUGCCUUUAGAACAUUCCUGAAGUCUGAGUUCAGUGAGGAGAACAUUGACUUCUGGAUGGCCUGUGAGGACUUCAAGAAAACUAAGUCUUCUGCUAAAAUUGCCUCAAAAGCCCAAAAGAUUUAUUCAGAAUUUAUCCGGGCUGAUGCUCCAAGGGAGAUUAAUAUUGACUUCACUACCAGAGACCACAUCUCUCAGAAUAUCUCGGAACCAACCCUGAAAUGUUUUGAUGAUGCUCAGAGACUGAUCUACAGUCUCAUGGCCAAGGACUCUUUCCCUAGGUUUCUAAGGUCAGAAGUUUAUAAGGAACUGGUAAAUAAGCAACAGAAUGGAAACCAGAAAAGAUGGCUCCCAUUUUUGUGA